AUGGAGGUUAUGAAAGCUUCAUCUGUAAUUAAGUCCAAUGCUUCGGGUAUGUUGAGCUUGCAGACCCAAAAGAAAAAGGUAAGUUUGAGGAAAAAGUAUACGCGGAGCUGCAUCAAAGCAAGGUAUGGAGAUUAUGACUGUAGCGAAGGGCCCAACAUGGUAGAUGCAAAUAUGUCCGUUCUGAGACAGCGAGUAUACGAGCUCAAGUUGCAGGAAAGCUGUUACCACCCUUCUCAGGAAUGGAUGGAAUGGGAGAAAAACAUGCUUCCUCAUUAUCACUCCACUAUAUCUCAAGCAACCGGAAUUUUGCAGUGGUAUUUAAUGAGUACUAGGCCCAGCAUUGCUUUGGCUGCUUUGAGUCUGGUGUUAACGGGCGUAGGCACCUCACUUAGUUUCAGUUUGCUUAUGGUGUGGAGUAAUAUCGAUAUAUUUCUCCACAGUUUAUGA
Molecule: messenger RNA, 447 nt
Organism: Cryptomeria japonica (Japanese cedar)
Lineage: Eukaryota; Viridiplantae; Streptophyta; Pinopsida; Cupressales; Cupressaceae
Exons: 1
Coding region: 1-447 (148 amino acids)
Source: RefSeq, a predicted model, not a curated record